This is a messenger RNA of Sorghum bicolor (sorghum), 3471 nucleotides long. Its product is annotated as replication protein A 70 kDa DNA-binding subunit C. Gene Ontology annotation, cellular component: DNA replication factor A complex; nucleus. Bases 127 to 3108 code for a protein of 993 amino acids. Gene Ontology annotation, molecular function: zinc ion binding; single-stranded telomeric DNA binding; damaged DNA binding. The transcript is spliced from 5 exons. Gene Ontology annotation, biological process: telomere maintenance via telomerase; nucleotide-excision repair; double-strand break repair via homologous recombination. The record is from RefSeq and is a predicted model, not a curated record. Lineage: Eukaryota; Viridiplantae; Streptophyta; Magnoliopsida; Poales; Poaceae.
CCACUCGACACUACAAAAGUCUGCAACCGCAACUCCCCAGGGUUUUCCUCAUCUCUCUCUCUCUCUCUCUCUCUCUCUCCAGUCUCUGAGUUCCUUCUUCCUUGCAUCUCCGUUCUCCACUGCGCAAUGGGAGGAGGAGGAGGGGAAGGGAUGGAGGUGGAGGUGCCCCUGUCGACGGGGGCGUUCGAGGCGAUGUGGCGGGACCACGGCCUGCGCCCGGUGCUGCAGCUGGCGGACGAGCCGCGGAUGGCCGCGGAGACGGGGCAGUACCGCGUCGCACUCUCUGACGGCGGCGAGCGCCUGCAGCCGGGGAUACUCGCCGCGUCCCUCAACCACCUCGUCGCCCGCGGCGCGCUCCGCUGCGGCACCGUCAUCCGCGUCCUCGAGUACUUCGCCGGCUUCUACCACAACCAAAAGGUCGUUAUUGUUAUCCAACUUGAGAUACUGCAUGCUGAGUGCACGCUGAUCCGCAAUCCCACAAUCUUUGAGGCCAAUGCAACUCAACAUAUUGGUGUAUCCUGUUCUGGUGGUCUUGCCAUCCAUGAACCUUGCUUCAUGCUGUGUACUCAGCAAGUUACUAGCAACCCAUCAUGUUUUCCUGAUAAGAGAGUGUUGGAUUCUUCAGUUACACCAAAAGCAGAACCUACUGUGAUUAAUCUACCAUUCAGUGAAUGUGUUUGUUCAAUGCCAGCACAGAGCACAGUAGAUGCUAAGAUGCAGCAGCUUUCAUUGAAGGAUCAUCAAAACCAAAGGGUUAUGAUGACUGCCACAGGGCUCUCGGGCGUGAUGGCGGUGCAGCUGACGCCUGGCGCGGUGAUGGCGAUCUCCAAGCAUGCCGACGGCAAUGGGACGCUGCAGCCGAUGCUGCAGGUGGUGGACCUGCAGAUGGUCAACAAUGUCAAGAACCCCUCCGCCGAGCGCUUCCAGAUGGUGCUCUCUGACGGCGUGUACACGAUGCAGUGCAUGCUCACUGCCGCUGAGAACACACAUGUCCUUGACGGCUCCAUCCAGAAGGGCUCAAUUAUCCACCUCCAGGAGUUCACCUGCAGCACCAUCCAGAAUCGCAGGAUCAUUAUUGUUUUCAAACUUUAUGUCCUCCAAAGUGAGUGCAACAUAAUGGGAAACCCCAAACCUUAUGAGAUGAGAAACCAACCUAAUGAGCAGGUCACAAACUUUCCGGCCAAUGCUGCUCAAGCUAAUACUGGAACAUAUUCCAGUGGCCCUGGUAUGCUGGGUUCUUCUGCUGCUCCAAGGCCAGUGCAAGAUGUUAAUAAUGUACCAUACAGUGGAUCCUAUGGUGGUUAUCAGGGUAUGAUGGGCCGUCCAUUUGGUCAUGCAGUAGAAUCUGUUCCCAAUGUGGCAUCUGGUCUCUCUUACGGUACAACUUCAGCACAUAAUAAUACAAUGAAUGUGGGUAUUGUGCAGUCAAACUUGCAGCAGCCUUCAUUAAAUUCUCACCAGAACCCAAGGUUUGUAGUUCCUUCCAUGACUGGUGGCAGUUCCUUUUAUCAACAAUCGCCUCCAGGGCAUAUGAAGAGAACUCCUGUGUCUAAGAAUGAUGCAAAUCAUCUUGUCCCAGUGGCUCAAUUGAACCCAUACCAAACUAGAUGGAAGAUCAUGGCUAGAGUGACUGCAAAGACUGAUCUCAGGCACUACAGCAACUCUAGAGGUCCCGGAAAAGUCUUCUCCUUUGAUCUCCUUGAUGGACAGGGUGGAGAAAUCCGUGCAACAUGCUUCAAUGUGCAGGCUGAUCAGUUUUUUGACCUCAUUGAGGUUGAUAAGGUGUACCUGAUAUCUAAAGGGUUGUUGAAACCAGCAAUGAAGAAGUUUAACUCUUUGAAUCAUGAGUAUGAAGUAACCCUGGAUCACAGAACAUCUAUCGAAGUCUGCGUUGAUGAUGAUAGCAACAUCCCUAGGCAGCAGUACAAUUUCCGGCAGAUAAGCGAAAUUGAGAACAUUGAGGCAGGUGCUAUCGUGGACUUGAUUGGAAUCGUUACAUCAGUUGGUCCUUCUUCCAUAGUGAUGCGAAAGGAUGGCACACAAACCCAGAAAAGAACUCUUCAACUGAAAGACAUGUCUUUUCGGAGCUUGGAAAUAAUCCUUUGGGGCAAAUUCUGUGAUGCAGAGGGACGUCAACUGCAGUUGCUGUGUGAUUCUGGUUCAAACCCUAUACUGUCUCUCAAAGGUGGCCGUGUUUGUGAUUUCAGUGGUAGAUCUGUAGUCACAAUCAGCUCAACUCAGUUAAAAGUAAACCCAGACUUUCAAGUGGCUGAAAGGCUGAAGCAGUGGUACAUAAUUGAAGGAAAGAAUACUGCUUUCAUUUCUUUGUCUUGGGGAAUAUCAAACAUGAGCAGGAGUCAUGUGCUGAAAACAAUUGCACAGAUCAAGGAUGAAAAUCUGGGGCGAUCAGAUAAGCCUGACUUUAUCACUGUUAAAGGUGCAAUUUCACAUCUGAAAACUGAUAAUUUUUGUUAUCCUGCUUGCACCAUGGAGGUGAAUGGUAGGCUGUGCAACAAAAAGGUAAUGAAUAAUGGUGAUGGGACAUGGCAGUGUGACAAAUGCAACAAGAGCUUACCAAAUUUCGAGUAUAGAUACUUGCUGCUGUGCCAGAUCCAGGACCACACUGGGGUCACCUAUGCUACUGCAUUCCAAGCGGCUGGUGAAGCAAUAUUUGGCCACACGGCUCAAGAGCUUUUCAUGAUACAAAAUGUAGAACAAGAUGACAUGAGAUUCACAGAAAUCAUGCAGGCGGUCCUUCGGCGUGAAUACCUAUUCAAGCUGAAAAUCUAUGAGGAAACCUAUAAUGGUGAGCAGCGUGUGAUAUGCUCCAUCAUUGGUGUUGAGAAGCUGGAAGAAACCAACAACCUUUUAAAGGAUGUUUCCCGCCCUAUUCUGAAGGAUCAUUCAUCCUACAUCCCAAGCGUUGGCUCUGCCAAUUUGGAAGCCAAACAGAGCUUGCUAACCUCCAGCAAUGCCUAUGGCUGUGCCACAGUUGUGGGUGACACAGGCUUUGCACAGUCGGACGGGAUAUGGUCGGCAGGGAGGGGAGCCCAAGCAUGCUUCAAAUGCAACCAGCCUGGGCACUGGUCUAAGGACUGCCUUGUCUGAGGCACUUUAGUGCCUUGGCUCAUCCAGGAGGUCACUGGAAAAACCUCUCAUACCAAAUAGUUCUACGAAGGUUGCUUUUGCUUAGUAGGCUGCGAGUCCUACUUUAUCAUGUACAGUUAUAUUUUCAGUACCUAUCUCUAUCUAUGUGCCUGGUUCCUUUGGACCAGGUGGUUAGUACUUAGUAAUAUGCUGGAGGUUGCUGGAAAAACCUAAUCUAUGUCCUUUGCAAGCCUGCCUUAUUGUGGAAUCUGUGGUUUGUAAGCGCCUUAUUAUGGAACCUGUGGUAUGUAAGCAACUGAUGGUUAGUAGUAUUCAUCUUAUGUUCAAGAAUGUUUUUUAUAUAUUUGUUCUGUGCAAGUCCAA